Vanessa atalanta (red admiral) is the source of this 2293-nucleotide messenger RNA. RefSeq names its product probable G-protein coupled receptor 158 (gene smog). Gene Ontology annotation, cellular component: membrane. The coding region runs from base 268 to 2181 and encodes 637 amino acids. The record is from RefSeq and is a predicted model, not a curated record. The transcript is spliced from 11 exons. Lineage: Eukaryota; Metazoa; Arthropoda; Insecta; Lepidoptera; Nymphalidae. Gene Ontology annotation, biological process: G protein-coupled receptor signaling pathway. Gene Ontology annotation, molecular function: G protein-coupled receptor activity.
CUCGUGACAACACUCAAAUCCAUUAAAAAACGAAUCAAUCAAAAAUUUCUAAAAUAUAAUGAAACGAUUGCUAAAAUUAUCAAUAUAAUCGUUACCGUUUAAACCUGCUAUGAAACGUUAAUGCCUACGAUUUUUGUUUCGGUUGUGCGUAAAAUUAAUGAUGUAUUGAGCUACUUAAUGGCUUUCAAAGACACCGGAAUGAUUCAUCCCUACAUAGACUCUAACUGUCGAGUGCUAUCAACAUAGAGUGCGGGGUGCAGGCGAGCGAUGGGGGCGCGGUGGGCGCGGUGUGCGGCGUUGGCGCUAGUAUGUUGCGCGUGCGCCGCCGCGCCCGCCGGCCCGUCGCCCGCACCCUCAUCCGCCCCCGUGUCGUGCGACCCGCUACUUCUAAAAAGGACGCCACCUUUACCACAGAAUGUUCGCGAAUAUGAAGCCGCUGUUGUUCAAACCGCUCGAGCGUUGUCAGAGCUCGUGGAGCAGGGUGCUGCGGACGAAGCUAGGGCAGCUGCCCUUGCACGAGCCGCUGCACGCGCUCCACUCCACCCACCCCCAGCUGCUGUCGCACUCGGUGCACCACAGCUGCACCUUGGCAUACUCUACAUCGCAGAACCCCCAAGACUAAUCGUCUUUCAACAAAAUAACUCAGCCACACUCCAACAGUUCUGGCGUACUUUAGCUUCUGCUUGGAACGCUAGCCUUGUUCUUUGGUCCAAUGCAUGGUAUUCAUGUGAAGGUAAUCCGGGGUGGUGGGGUGGAACGGCAGCGGCUAGAGGCGCUGGACCAGCUCGAGCUGCUGCUGCAAUAUUUCGUCGCAUACCGGCUAUACCAUGUGAAGAAACUAUGUAUGAAUGGUUAGGUGGACCACCGUUAUGUGAUCCAGUUACGACGGAUUGUGAAGCUUUUCCUUCUGAAAAUAGAGACCAAAGACUUGGGUACCAUUGUAAAUGUAGCUCGGGUCAUUGGCAUGCGAGUGGAGGAGAUUGGAUCAGUAGAUCAACGCUCUUUGAAAUCGGUCAGAUGAACUGCACUCCAUGUGGGCUGGGCAGCAAUCCAGCUGCAUGCCUCGCCGACGCCUACCGUGCUUCAUUACUGGCAGCCAACCUUGCUGGCAUGCUGCUCUGCCUCGUCAUCGGAUUUAUCAUUUUUAAAAAGAGAAAGUGUAAAGCCGUUGCCAUGGGCAUGUGGACAGUUCUAGAAGUAGUUCUUCUUGGUGCUAUGCUCAUGUAUGCUUCGGCGGCUUCCCAAUACAUAUCGAUAGCGCGUUGGCGAUGCGUGGCGGGAGCGUGGUUGCGCGAGCUUGGCUUCGUUGCGUGUUACGGCUCUGUGGUUCUGCGGUUGUGGGUGCUGCUCGCAGAGUUCCGCACAAGAAAGGCACAUCGUUGGACACCGAGAGACUCAGAGGUCUUAAGAAUAGUUGCAGCGAUGGUGUUAGGUGCAGCUUGUUACUUAUCAGCUUUUACUGCGACGACGGCAUGCGACGAAGACGCGGGCGGAGGCUGUGCCCGCGCUGCUUGGCACCACGUCACGGCCGCUGCCGAGUUGCUCCUACUUGUAGCGGGACUUCGGAUAGCACAUGCAGCGAGAAACGCAAAUGUACCAUUUCAGGAGCGUGGAUGGCUAGCGACGGCACUGUGGGCGGAGGGCGUGUGCGGCGCGGCGUGGCGCGUAGCGGCGCUGGCGGGCGCGGCGCCCGAGCGCUCGGCGCUGGCGGCGGCCGCGCGCGCGCACCUGUCCGCCGGCGCAGCGCUCGCGUGCGUGCUCGCACCGCGGCUUUGGCACGGGUACCGCGCACGGUCGCUCGCACAGGAGGUAUCUCGUCGCGGUCCAGCGGAGGGUUUCGGUGCAGAAGGUGAAGAAGAACCCACAUCGGAAGAAGUGCGCGCAGAAUUGAAGCGAUUGUACGUGCAGUUGGAGAUUUUGCGCAAUCAGACGCUCCGUCGCGACAAUCCGCAUAUCAGCAAACGUCGUGGAGGGCGAAAGCCACCUCACAGGCGGUUUUCAUUGCAGAAAAAAGGCAGUCGUGAAAAGGCACUGCAAGCUCGACGGGGAUGUAAAAACAAGGGAGGCAGUGCGAGUGCCGUGGAGGCAAGUGAGGCAGGCGACGCAUCGCGUACUCCGGAGGACUCGGUCUGCUCAGCAGAGGGGCCCUCGCACUACACAGACGGGGAAACACAGGCGUGACUUAGUUGUGUGCUCGUAAAGAGGACCUUUCAAUAUAAACCAAGUGUAAAAACGUUCUAAUGUGCCCUAAAGAAUAUUAUUAUUAAAAGAAAAAGGAAUUGAAUUGUUAUAA